Messenger RNA from Macaca mulatta (Rhesus monkey), 2165 nucleotides. The record is from RefSeq and is a predicted model, not a curated record. NCBI's taxonomy places the organism in Eukaryota, Metazoa, Chordata, Mammalia, Primates, Cercopithecidae.
AUGAGAAAGCAUUGGCAAGCGUUUCCACGCAGGGAUAAGCACCCCCACCCAUGCAACUCCCGCCCCCGCUCCGUAAUUGGUGAGGGUAACUGCCACUCCCAGCACGGCGGAGCUGGGCUCUCUCGCGGUCCACCGGCACCACCUGUUGCCCUUAAGUUAGAAAAGGCGGCGUUCUCGGAGGGAGCCGAGCAGCCGCUGCAGGUGAAGGGGAGCCUCGGGCGGUCAGGUCACCGCCAGGCUGCCGGCUCCGUUCGGCCCGGCGCACCUGCAGCGCAGCCAGGGCGCCAAGCUGAGGCUCUCACAUCCGGGGCCCGCAGUCACCGCCAACGCGUUAACCCUUUGUCCGCAGGCCCGAGGGUGCCGGCUGUGACCGCGCGGGCCCCUGAGGUGCUAGAGAUGAGACCUGGCGCGCCCGCUAGGGUAAGCCCACCUUCCCCGGAGCGGGAUCCCUUCACCCUGCCCCUCCGCACACAAUCGGCUCUUCUCCCUCGACAGGGCGUGGCCGCCGCGGCAGCCCACCCAGCCGCAGCUCACCUGACUAACCGUCCUUCCUUCGCUUCACUCAACGUUUCUCCCAGCCGCUGGGGAGGCGCGCUGAUACCUGUUCCCUGGCACCAGGAAGGCGUGGGCGAUGGCGGAGGACUGGGCGCCUGGCGGGCGCCGCGCGCCAGGCUGCCCUAACGGUGCUCGCCCAGCAGCUCCACGCGACAGUCCCCGCCCCCUCCCGCGCGCCGCCCGGGCGCCGGCCUGUUGGGGGCGCGCAGGAGCCGCGUCUCCUAGCAACGCCAAAACAAGGUCGAGUUCGAAUCGGCCUAGCGCUGGCUGCCCGCGAGGUCGGAUGGGACUUCCGGCCUCACCCCUGAGCGGUUGCUCCCGGUAUCCCUGUCUGUGGCGGCCCGCCAGCCUGGCACGAUUCCCCACCCCCCCCCGGCACGGCCUUGGGGCGCCUAGGGCAUCUGCGGGGCAGCCGCCAAGUGAUGCGAGAGCAAGUGAACGCGCUCUCUCACGUGGUUCUAGCAGCAUCCCUGGGAGCUGGCGACAGAUAGAAAUAUUCCAGUUUGACACAUAAGGAAAUACACUCUGAAAGAUGAAAGAUGUUUCUUUUUUUCUUUUUCUUUCAAAUUGCUCACGCAAUUUUAAUUGCGAUAAUUUCCGAUAUACCAUUCAACUAAACAAUUUGCAUAUGCUGUAGUGAGACAUGGGAGUAAGAGUAUUUUGCUUGAGUGUCCAGUUCUCUUUAAAACCAGCGUUUGCAGUUAACGACUUGGAAAAUACAACACAAAAAGCCAUCUAGCCUUUUUAAAAAAUCUCUAUCUAUCCCUUCAAAAUUCCCUUUGUGGCCAUAUACAUACUAGGUGGCUCUACCUGCAGAAAGCUGCAUUUUCCAAGCAGCGAGAGAGUUUAAUCCUUAACUUUCCUGUACUCCUGCCUCUGCUGGCUCCUUUGCAUUUUUGUUUGCAUCCUCUUCUUUGUCUUCUGUGCCUUUCGUUCUAGGUUAAUCUGAGCAAGCUCUUCACUUUUGUCUGUGAUAUAUUUUAGCAGUGAAUUACUCCUUCUGGCUAAGAGCUUCACAUCUUCAGUGUUAAUGGUGGUUCUUUUCGCAUGUCUUGCACACAUUUCUAGAUCUUGCACUGUCGAAAAGUUAGCUCCAAAAUUGCUGCAAUGAUAAGUUUGCUGAACUGCAUCUCUGCCCAAUGCCACUUCCUCGCAAAGACAACCCACAGUGUAGUGCACUACUGCUUCCUUGGGCCUCUGUUGGUAAGAAAAUGGCUAAGAAAAUCCCUGCUGCUCUUCCGCCUCCAUUUCCUCCUUCAUCAGAACGGGGAGGCAAACGCACGGAAAGGAAAGAGGCUGUGGGGCAGCGGCCAGAUUGGAUUUUCCCUCCGCAGCCCUAAAGGGAUGUUUCUAAUGACCCAAGGAAAAUUAGCGGUGGUCCUGAAACUGUUCAUCUAAGUCUACUAGUCAUCAAAUGCAAAAUGCUUUUCACUGGAUGAUUCUGACUAAAUGUAGUUUUGUCUUUGAUCAAUAAGUUCACAAAUAUUUAUUGAACACCUAAUAGGCUGUAGACACAAUUCUGUGUGCUUGGGGAUAAAAUGGUGAGCAAAACACACUGUCCCUGCCCUUGUGGAAUAUUGGAGUCUCUAUGGAUGAAUAAAUUUAUAAAA